CCCUCGAGGUCUCGGCGAGCGGGCGCCGCAGCCCAUUGUGCGCCCCACUCGGCGCGCUCUGCCGCAGAGGAGCUCCGGGCCGGACGCGCCGAGCCGACUCUCCCUAGGCCGGGCCGCGGCGCCCGCUCUAGUCCAGCCGAGCCCGAGCUUCUCGGACCAAUCCCCGGUGAUUAUGCAAGAGAGCCGACCAAUCAGCUCCACCAGCUCAUGAAUAUUUAUGACCUUGGCUGAGUCAAAGCUUUGAACCGAGUUUGGGGAGCUCGGCAGCAUCAUGCUUAGACUUUUCAAAGAGACAAACUCCAUUUUCUUAUGAAUGGAAAGUGAAAAUCCCUGUUCCGCUUAAAUUGGGUUCCUUCCUGUCCUGAGAAACAUAGAGACCCCCAAAAGGGAAGCAGAGGAAAGACCCACACUCAGACCCCGCGAGAAGAGAUGACCAUGACCACCAUGCCAGAAAGUCUCAACAGCCCCGUGUCGGGCAAGGCGGUGUUCAUGGAGUUUGGGCCGCCCAACCAGCAAAUGUCUCCUUCUCCCAUGUCUCACGGGCACUACUCCAUGCACUGUUUACACUCGGCGGGCCACUCGCAGCCCGACGGUGCCUACAGCUCGGCCUCGUCCUUCUCCCGACCGCUGGGCUACCCCUACGUCAACUCGGUCAGCAGCCACGCGUCCAGCCCCUACAUCAGUUCCGUGCAGUCCUACCCCGGCAGCGCCAGCCUCGCCCAGAGCCGCCUGGAGGACCCAGGUCAAGAUCUGGUUCCAGAACAAACGCUCCAAAUUCAAGAAGCUGAUGAAGCAGGGUGGGGCGGCUCUGGAGGGCAGCGCGCUGGCCAACGGCCGGGCCCUGUCCGCCGGCUCCCCGCCGGUCCCGCCCGGCUGGAAUCCCAGCUCUUCGUCCGGGAAGAGCUCGGGCAGCAGCGCCGGCUCCUACGUCCCCAGCUACACGUCCUGGUACCCCUCAGCGCACCCAGAAGCUAUGCAGCAGUCUCAGCUCAUGUGAGCUCGUCCGUCCGCACUCACCCGCCUCCGUCCCGUCUCUCUCGGCCCGGCCCCACCCGCCUCCAAGCCCAGCCACCCCUCCGAGGGCCCUGGGCCGGGAGAAGGGCCCGGAGCAGGGCCCGGAGCUGAGGGGGGAAAGAGAAAAGAAAGAGGAACAGUUAAGGCAGAGGGCUUGCGGCCUCCUCGCAGCCCCUGAAGGUCUGGCCCAGCGACUUUCCAGUUCUCGGCCUGAACCUGGCCUGGGCUGUGGUGACGGCAGAGUGGCCUGAAAGCGGGCACGGCCGCUGGAGACAGGCCAGAGCGAAAAGACAACCCGCUGGGCCAGAGCAGACUCACAGCUUCGUGAGACCAUCAGGAAAAAAUAUAUAUAUGUAGGAGGGAAAAAUAUGCUCUUUUUUUUUUUUUUUUCUCGGUUCUGUCCGUCUUUGUCUCCUUUCUGCACUGUCUGCGCGCUGAGUCAAAGUCCUCCUGUGUCUGCUGUCCUCAUCCUGCGGCUUCUCCAAAAAUCACCAGGCCUGAGCCACACCCGGUCGGCGGGCGGCCCAUCACCGACUCCUGGAAGGCUUUGUCUUUUAUGGUCUUCUUCAGGGCCCUGCUUGACCGUCUGUGUAGUUUGUUUGGGAAAUGGGGGAAAUCAGAGGGAGGGGGGUUAAUUUAUUGAAAAACAGACUUCGUCUGACGCUGAGUGUUGGCCAAUUCCAAGUCCUCUGGGGCAUGGAGUGGGCACUGCCCAGACCUACUGUUUACCUUAAAUACAGCAGACAAGGGAGCAAGGAGGGCAGAGUGGUCUUAAAGGAACACCGUAACUUUUGUACUUUGCUGGAAUGGAGAAGCGGAAGCAGAGCAAUUUGCAUUUUACACUCUCCAAAUUAUUAAAAACAAACAAAUAACAAAAGAAAGAACGAAGUGACGAGAGAUAAGUAAGGCCAACGGAAUUUUGCCAGGACCUCUUGGAGAAGAACAUCCAGCAAAGAAGAAGAAGGAAAAAGAAAUAAAUCAUACUUUGGGCAGCAAGAGAGAGGACCAAUGGGCCUUGGAGAGAAAAGAAUUUGUCCUGUGUGAGCACCCCAAUUCCAGGCCGCUUUAAAGUAAGACAUAAGCAGCUUUAAAUGAUCCCCAGUGGCUCAGAGCACAAGUCAUCAUCCCGGACGCACGGUCUCUGGUGCAGGUUCUAAUUGCUGUACAUAUUAUUAUUAUUAUUGUUAUUAUUAUUAUUAUUAAUGAUUAUUAUUGUUCCGUAAACAUGUUGCACAGCUUAGCCUCUUUCCGUUCUGUCGUGUGUGGCUGUGAACCCGAUGCUUUGUGAAAUGAGAAUCUUGACAUUCUCCUUGUGAAAUUUGGAAAAUGUGACCAACUGAGAUCAACCGUGUUUUGUGUUCUCUAUGUCAAAGUUUAGUUUUAUAUUGAGAAUGUUAACUUAUUGCUUUGUAUCGGGGGGGGGGGGGGGGAGGCGAGGGAAACUUUGUAAAUAAGUUAUAAAGUUUCUUUGAGACAGUAAAAUUAUGGUUUCAA
Messenger RNA from Psammomys obesus (fat sand rat), 2508 nucleotides. RefSeq names its product distal-less homeobox 1 (gene Dlx1). Lineage: Eukaryota; Metazoa; Chordata; Mammalia; Rodentia; Muridae. Gene Ontology annotation, molecular function: RNA polymerase II cis-regulatory region sequence-specific DNA binding; DNA-binding transcription factor activity, RNA polymerase II-specific. The record is from RefSeq and is a predicted model, not a curated record. The transcript has 2 exons. Gene Ontology annotation, biological process: cell differentiation; negative regulation of transcription by RNA polymerase II; embryo development. The coding region runs from base 430 to 1125 and encodes 231 amino acids.